Messenger RNA from Pelagomonas calceolata, 273 nucleotides. Lineage: Eukaryota; Pelagophyceae; Pelagomonadales; Pelagomonadaceae. The record is from the annotation of a GenBank genome assembly.
GGGCGGCGGCGCUUUUUGAACCUGGAGCGCGUCGAGGCGUUCCGGGGGAGCGGCGGCGUGCGACUGGAGGACGACGUACUAGUUCGGGCCGACGGCGUCGAGAACCUGUCGCUCUGUCCGCGGACGGUGGAGGAGAUCCGAUCGGUCAAAAACGGUGGAAGCUGGCCGCCCGCCUCCGACGCGUGUCCGGCGCUGCGGCGGGCGUGGUGCGCGCCGAACCCCACGGUGCCCGGGGGGCCGAUGAAGCGCGUCCGCCUGCCUGACUCGUUGUGA